Messenger RNA from Oncorhynchus mykiss (rainbow trout), 1157 nucleotides. RefSeq names its product transmembrane protein 222. The record is from RefSeq and is a predicted model, not a curated record. Lineage: Eukaryota; Metazoa; Chordata; Actinopteri; Salmoniformes; Salmonidae.
GAGAAGUAGUUUUUUGCUAAAAAAGCUAUUUUCCCAUUUUAAUUGAAAUCUAAGAUACUUAACUGUUACCAAGAAAUGAAUUGAUAUUGAUAUAACAACGUCUGCAUUGGGCAUUUAAUUAAUAUCCAGGCUGGCUUUGUGAGAUUUGUUGCAUGACUGCUUUGCAGGCCGUCGAACGCGGCCGCCAUACGCGCCUACGCAUUUUCGUGAUGUCAGUUGAGCAGCGACAGGCUACGGCACAGUGUUAAAAUUACUGAUGGCGCAGGAGGCGGACGAAAUAGAUAUAAUGAUUAAUUAUCACGGGGGUUUCGAAAAAAUAGACCGGAAAAACAGCCGUUAUCCUUAUUGCGUCGUUUGGACACCUAUUCCAAUACUGUCGUGGUUGCUCCCCUUCAUUGGUCACAUGGGGAUCUGUACUUCUGCAGGCGUGAUAAGAGACUUCGCUGGAUCGUACUUAGUGUCUGAAGAUAAUAUGGCCUUUGGAAGACCAACAAAGUACUGGAAGCUUGAUGUUGAUAAGGUGUGUGGCACUGGCUCAGCUGCCUGGGACAAGGCAGUGCAAGACGCAUCGGAGGAGUACAAAUGCAGGCCGCACAACCUCUGCUGUGAUAACUGCCACUCCCAUGUGGCCCUGGCCCUUAACCUCAUGCGCUACGACAACAGAACGUCCUGGAACAUGGUCAACCUAUGCCUGCGGUCCCUUAUCCACGGCAAGCAUGUCAGCUGUGUGUCGUUCCUCAAGACCUGGCUGCCCUUCCUUAUGUUGACUGGAGCCCUCGUCACCUUCAUCCUAACGCUCAACCUGCACUGACCACACAAGGGACACGGAGAGGGAGACGGAGGGGAGAGAUAAUACAAGGGAUUUUCCUGCUCCGUUGUAAUCAUAAAAAGUGAAAGAAGAAGAAUAAACGUUUCGAUGGGACACUUCUUUGUGCAGUGCUAACAUUCACACUCUCAUGAGGGCAGUUAUGUCCAGCUGUUCUGGCUUGUUUCGAAGUACCUUUUACUAGAUUCAGAAAGGAAUGUCAUAUAAAUGAAUGUUUGGCUUGGGAUAGUCAUAACCAUAUACAGUGCCUUGCGAAAGUAUUCGGCCCCCUUGAACUUUGCGACCUUUUGCCACAUUUAAGGCUUCAAACAUAAAGAUAUAAAACUGUAUU